AUGGGUCCACACACAUAGGGCCCAGACGUCAUACUUUUAGGGCGUGGACCUAGUUAGCGAGAUAGGCGCUAGCUAGCAGAAAAAGACCGACCUGAUAUCGAUGCACAGCUAGCUAUUCUAGCAAUCCUGGUUGUGAUAAUAUUGCCACUGUAUCCAAAUUAACAGGUUUAAAAUAAUUCCAACCAUGUCUGAUGGAGAGGGUUACGUGGUGCGUGUGAGAGGUCUACCAUGGUCCUGCUCUGUGGAUGAAAUACAGAGGUUCUUCUCAGAUUGUAAAAUCGCCAACAAUGGCACCAGCAUCCAUUUUACCUCCACACGCGAGGGCCGACCCAGCGGAGAGGCCUUCGUUGAGCUGGAGAAUGAGGAUGACCUUAAGAUCGCUGUGAAGAAGGACAGAGAAACCAUGGGCCACAGAUAUGUGGAAGUGUUCAAAUCCAACAAUGUGGAGAUGGACUGGGUGAUGAAACAUUCUGGUUCAAGCAGUCCAGAGCCGACUGGAGACGGCCUGGUAAGGCUCCGAGGCCUCCCCUUCGGCUGCAGCAAGGAGGAGAUCGUCCAGUUCCUCUCAGGGUUGGAAAUCGUGCCAAAUGGGAUAACAUUGCCGCUGGACUUCCAGGGGAGGAGUACGGGGGAGGCCUUCGUGCAGUUUGCUUCACAGGAUAUAGCUGAAAAGGCUCUAAAGAAACACAAGGAAAGAAUAGGGCACAGGUACAUUGAGAUCUUCAAGAGCAGCCGUGCUGAGGUGAGGACCCACUACGAACCCCAGAGGAAACCUAUGGGGAUGCAGAGACCGGGCCCCUAUGACAGACCGUCUGGGGGCCGUGGGUACAACAUGAUGGGGGGCCGAGGAGGGGGCUCUUACGACAGGGCCAGACGCGGAGGCUAUGGUGGAGGUGUGUCUGAUGGGCGGUAUGGUGACAGUAGCUCCUCCUUCCAGAGCACCACGGGUCACUGUGUUCACAUGAGGGGUCUGCCCUACAGAGCCACAGAGACUGACAUCUACAAUUUCUUCUCUCCUCUGAACCCAGUGAGAGUGCAUGUGGAGAUCGGUCCAGACGGCAGAGUGACAGGAGAGGCUGACGUGGAGUUUGCUACACAUGAGGAUGCUGUGACAGCCAUGUCGAAGGACAAGGCCAACAUGCAGCACCGCUAUGUGGAGCUGUUCCUCAACUCUACAGCAGGGGGCAGUAAUGGCUCGUACGGCAGUCCGAUGCAGGGGGGUAUGGGGAGCCAGUCCUCCUAUAGCAGUGGAGGGCUGAGCUCUGGAUACUCUGGAGGCUACAGCAGCCAGGGCAGCAUGGGAGGUUACAGUGACUAUAGUAACCAGGGCGGUAUGAGCAGCAGUUACUAUAGCGGCGGUGGACGAGGAGACAGGAGUUCCAAUGGCCUGGGGGCAGGAUGGGGGAUGUAGUUCUUUAACCAAGCAUGUGUUCGGCUAGAAUUGUAGUUCUCACCUGGAUGUUUCGUAUUAGUGAUUGAGGCCCCUUUGAUGUUUUGUUUUCACCCUCUCCUACUGUUGUUAGUGACAUGACUGUGGUCGGAAGGCUUGUUUCAUCAGCGUUACCUGGAAGAUUCAAAUAACCAACUGUGAUUAUGACUGUCUGUUUCUUUAACCCACAGUUCACCUUAUGUUGACCGUGAAGGGUUGUGGGAAACUCUAGUUAAUUCAGAAAGUAAACCAAUUCCACAUUUUUGUAAUUGAAAAGCAAUUGGCCCGAUCCUGGCAGUUCUGUCUCUGAGUGGAUGAACCAACACACUUCUGUAAAUAGACUUCUAGAUGUUUUCUUUUCUCCAGUAGGUGCAACAAUAUCUUGGCUUUCUGUCAGUCUGAAACAAUGUCAAAAUAGUGUGAGGUUAACAAAGAGCAUGUUUGUUUUAUAAUGAAGAUUGCUAUGAGGGAUGGAUACUUAUUUAGCAAACAAACCUUUACGUUUUUCUGUUAAUAAAGGUUUCUUUCUACUGCC
Messenger RNA from Salvelinus fontinalis (brook trout), 1964 nucleotides. RefSeq names its product heterogeneous nuclear ribonucleoprotein H-like. Bases 185 to 1411 code for a protein of 408 amino acids. The transcript is spliced from 10 exons. Gene Ontology annotation, molecular function: RNA binding. NCBI's taxonomy places the organism in Eukaryota, Metazoa, Chordata, Actinopteri, Salmoniformes, Salmonidae. Gene Ontology annotation, cellular component: nucleoplasm; ribonucleoprotein complex. The record is from RefSeq and is a predicted model, not a curated record. Gene Ontology annotation, biological process: regulation of RNA splicing.